ACGAGUUUAUGUAGAUUCUAGAUCAGAUGGUGCUUUGGAAUUUUUAUAAAUGUUGUAUUAUUCUAAAAGUGUCGCAAAAUGCUUUUGAAAUUUUUGAUGCCAUGAUUACGACGUCCUAUUAAAUAAUUGUACGUUCUUAAUAUGACAUCAUUGGUAGGAUACAGAUUUUUUAUAAAAUUAUGCGGAAGUAAUUUUUCAUCGCGAAUUAUUACUGCAAGAUUCGGCAGUGUUGCUGUCGAGGAAAAUGCGAAGAAUAUCAUACCGGCUUCGCAGCCGGGAAAAAUUCAAGCUGCAUUGUUGAAAGAUUUUUCCAGCCCUCUUGUUAUAGAGAAUCUGGAACCACCAAAGAAUGUACAGGCAAAUGAAGUUCUCAUUGAUGUUCAUUAUUGCGCUUUAAACAGUUCUGAUGCACUACUCAGUAAAAAUUUGUAUACAUUUGAACCAAAAUUGCCAACAAUUCUCGGUUAUGAAGUUGUUGGAAAAUUGAUUGAAGUUGGUGUAGAAGCAGAGAAGAAUGGUUACAAAAUUGGUGAUAAAGUCAUUGCUCUUAAUAAGGAAAGAUAUGGAGGUUUGGCUGAGAAAUGUUUGGCAGAAGUUGGGGAUAUAUGGAAAGUACCAUCAAUGAUAAAUUCUAUAGAUGCUGCAAGCAUUUUAGACAGCUAUAUUACUGCUCUAGUUGCACUAGAAAGAAAAGUCAAUAUAGAUGAGAAUGACAUGAUCUUAGUAAAUGUUGGUAUAAGUAGUAUUGGCCUGGCAGCAAUAGAUCUUGCAACAAAUGUCUAUAGAGCCAAGGUCAUUGGAGUAUGUGCAACUGAAGAUGGAGCAGAUCUGGCUCGGAAGAAAGGAGCAUUUGCAUCCCUUAAAUACAAAGAUAAGAAAUUAUUAAAGCAAAUAGAGAACAUCGCCGCCGAACGAGAUAUCAAAGCUAUCUUUGAGAAUGUAGAUGGAGAAUACUUCAAGAAAAUGUUGGAUUGCUUUACCGGUGUCUACAAAGAUGCAACACUAAAGGAUUUGCUGCGCGAUGACAAUUUCGCUGUGGUGGUGCAUCAUUUGUCUCGCGAAGGGCGCAUAAUCAUAGCUGGCACAGCGACAACCGUGACGAAUGCUUAUUCCGAGGUGCAAAAAGGUUCCUUCAGCAUCACCGGUUUUAACCUCAUAGAAUACAGAAAAAGAAAACCUGACGUAUAUCGUCAAGCAGGAGACGAGGUUUUACAAUUCCUUGAAGAAGGACUUAUUGGGCCAUCUUGCUCAUUGAUUGUUGGCUUGCAUAAAAUCAAUGAUGCUUUGCAGUUUGUUUCCGAAAGUAAAUCUUUGGGAAAAGUUGUAAUCGACAUCAGGAACAAGAAAGCUGAUGCAGUAAAAGUUAAGAAAUAAAUAAAUUUAUUAAUGCACAGUAAUAUGUAUUUUAUACAUUAUAGGAUAAAUGUUAUAUAAAUAGAAAAUGUUAAUAUGAUUAAUAAAGUCGCGUUAAUAAAA
Molecule: messenger RNA, 1476 nt
Organism: Cataglyphis hispanica
Lineage: Eukaryota; Metazoa; Arthropoda; Insecta; Hymenoptera; Formicidae
Product: quinone oxidoreductase-like protein 2
Exons: 8
Coding region: 142-1374 (410 amino acids)
Cellular component (GO): mitochondrion
Molecular function (GO): oxidoreductase activity
Source: RefSeq, a predicted model, not a curated record